Branchiostoma belcheri (Belcher's lancelet) is the source of this 5859-nucleotide messenger RNA. RefSeq lists its product as uncharacterized. Lineage: Eukaryota; Metazoa; Chordata; Leptocardii; Amphioxiformes; Branchiostomatidae. The transcript has 12 exons. Gene Ontology annotation, molecular function: ligand-gated sodium channel activity. The record is from RefSeq and is a predicted model, not a curated record. Gene Ontology annotation, cellular component: membrane. The coding region runs from base 216 to 5714 and encodes 1832 amino acids. Gene Ontology annotation, biological process: sodium ion transmembrane transport.
UCCGCUGGCGGUCCUUCACGUUAGGAUCUCUUAAAGUGCACAAGACACGUCCAGACGGUGUUGGAAACGUGAGCACGUCAUGAUGUUUUCUUGGUUUGACCGUUGCUACAUUCGUCUUUAAAAGUAGCAAACCAAAACCUUAGGAAAACAGCAUCUGGAGAACGCUGUCGUGGCAUCUUCAAGACUUCAAUCAGAAGAGGGGGCGACGGACAAAGAUGAAUGAGGAGGAGAAGGAAGAGUUUGCCCGAAACAUCGAGGCCAGGACGCUGAAGGCCAUCAAGGCUUACAUGUACGAAGCCGAGGAGAAGGAAAGAGAAGAUGAGAAGAAGAAUGAAAUCAAAGUCAUCACGGCGGAAUUCACGUCCACUACCACGGCCCAUGGCGUCAGCAGGAUCGGAGACGCCGCAACGUUUGGGACCAAGCUGCUUUGGUGGACAAUAUUCCUGGCAGCUUUCAGUCUCUUUGCCUUCCAGGCUUACUCUUUGAUCAUGAUGUAUUUCGACUAUCCAGUGGUCGUCAAAAUCAAGGUCGUGGACACCAAACACAUGGCAUUCCCAUCGGUCACCAUCUGUAACAACAACCGCUUGAAACGAUCGUCACUUACCGGAACCCACUACAGCAGUCUGUAUGACAUAGACGUGACUUCAAGAGAGAACAUCGAGAAAAUGCUGAACACCACUGUUGAAGCAAUAUCGAGGAAAGACCUCGAGGCUUUGAUACGAAGAGUUGCAAUGCUACACAACAAAACUGCACACAUUUUGCCGAAAACGUCUCCCGGUAACGACAGCGACGCCGGGCUGACUUCAACUGGGCAAGCCACUUGUGACGAUCUAUCAACUACUCCGUGUAUGUCAACUGACACUAGGCGGAAACGGGAUGUAUCGGGCUCGUCCAAUUAUGAUAAUGCGGAAGAUGCUGACUACUUUGAUAGAUACGAACCCUACAAAAGGUUGAGCGCUGAUUUUGUAAGAGACCCCUAUGAUGGCACUUAUCCAUCAAGCACUGUCAGAUUGUGGAAAGGUACUUUACUUCAAGAUGGCGAUAACGAAGAUGAAGAAGAUAUGUACUUCCGUAAUGGCUCUCUAACCUGGUUAGAACCGAACGAAAAUCAAUUAAUCAUCGGAGCCGUACCCGUUAUGUCGGCGACUCAUAGUUAUGAAAGUAUCCGGAGAUCAGAAAGAUCGACGAGUCAGGAUGAAAAGAAUAUGCUAACUUUGACACCAGAUAACGCCUCAGGUUACAACGAGUCCUGGAAACUCUGCGCGUCGAUGGGAAAGCAACUCUGCACGCUGCGUCAACUCAGAAGUGCACACCGGUCCGGAUACCGUAACGCAAAGUGGGGAUACUUCAGUGAAGAAGGGCGAAAAGCAAUGGUCAGUGAAGACUGCAGAGACAGUGUGGACCUAUGCGAGGAGUGCUACGACGAUGCUUUGAUGACUAAAACAAUGGACGAGAAAGAGUCUCUUCCUGCUUAUUGCUGUAAACAAACGUUCAUGAUUACAGACGAGGAGUACAACAGUUACGAGCAAGCUGCUUUGGGAUGCAAACAACGUGAACUUCGCCUGUGCUCGAUGGAGGUCAUGAAGCAAGCUCACAGAGAUGGUUUCAGAAACGAGGCGUGGGGUUGGUUUGUCCGCGAUGACAAACAAAUCUCCUUAACGGAGCGUUGCAACGUCAGCAGGCUGGUGCCCCGAAACAGGACUGUCUGUAACACAACCCUGGUUUACAUCUGCAGCAACGAGACGGAAAUCGCCCCGACUGCAACCUCUGAGCCAACGACCCCUGAACCAACUCCUACUCCAGUUUACUGUAACGAAACAGAUUUUGAGUGUAUGGGUUGUAACGUAACCGAGGAAGUUAACUGCUAUGUCAUUGACUACUUUGAAGCUGUGCCAGCAGACUGUCAUGGUGACACCAUUCCCAUGAUUCCAAUAGAAAUGCAGGCGCAUGCGUACUGCUGUGAUUACUCCACGUGCGCCCGAUCGCCCUGCAGUAGCCCGUGGCCCGGAUGUAGCAGCCCGCUAGGAUUAGAAAAUAGCCGAAUCAUGGACAUGUACAUAACAGCGUCAUCGGCAGAACCAUCGUUCCCCGCCCACCAUGCUAGAUUAAACUCCCGAAAUGCCUGGACAAGCAAGUCUAGUGACCCCAGUCCAUGGCUCAAAGUAGACCUUCGAAGGAGGAUGAUGGUAACAGGAAUAAUAACGCAAGGAUUUGAAUCAAGUUUCGUGAAAUCUUUCCGGUUCCAGUACAGUAGAGACGGUUCGGAGUGGUGGAUGUACAAAGAGUACCACGGAGAGAACAUGUUGAUUUGUGGCAACCACGAUGACAAGAGCUACAACCACCAGCACUUCGAGAGGCCGUUCGUAGCCCGUUACGUUAAAGUCAUGCCAGUUUCUUGGAACGUUCUCCCUCGUAUGCGUAUCGAACUGCUAGGAUGCGAUAAAAUAGAAUGUAACAUCUCACGUGCUUACCAAAGGGAGGAGUUUCCUGAUCCGUCAGGACUACAGUGUCUCGGUGAAGAGUGCAUGACUAGCGUAAGCAGCUACCGCGGAGCUCUCAGUCAAUCGGCCACACUUACGUGCGGGGCCUGGAAGUGUCCAAACAGGCAUCCAGACAUGUGCUUGGAGGAAAACUAUUGUCGUCCCUUCACUGGACAUGGCGAUACCCGUUUGGCAUGCCCAUGGAAUUCUGCUGCGCCUUUAUCUGACACGUCGCUGUCUGGGGAUGAUGCCCUGAUGCCAUGUUCUGCCAUAGACAUUUGCAGGAUCAACGAGGGAGACAAAGACACGGCUCAGCCAACGAAGCGACUGUUCUACCAUCACCAACACGCUCUGCAGUACUGUGAGGAAAGAGAGAUGCACUUGUGUACUAUACAACAGCUCACCUUCAUGCACGUCUCUGGAAAACGUACCAAGAGAUGGGGCUGGUUUGAAGCUGAGGGGAAAGAGGUGGUGUUGUCUGAAGGUUGCGGCAAGUACGUCGGAGAAAACUGCUACCAGGGAUUGUUUCCUAUCGUUCCUACCACCGCCAUCAGUCGACCUGCGUAUUGCUGUAGACCUACCUUUAGUGUUACAGAGAAGAAGUAUGAAAUGCAACGCGACGCCAGAAAGAACUGUAACAAAAUGGGACUCCAGCUUUGCACGGUCGGGCAGCUGCGAGCGGCACACAGAGCCGGCUACAGACUGCACGGCGGAGCCUCAAGUAACCUGGAGGAAACACAGCCUAAAAAAGCAGCCUGGUACUCCAAACCAAAUGGAUUAGGUUUAAUAGAAGAAGAUUGUGGAUGCCGUAAGGGACGAGAAUGCUACCAAUCUGUCGUCAUCACAUUACUAAACGAAAAGAAGCGUCCAUCAAAAGCUAUGUGUUGUGAGAAAACAGUUCUGCUGACGGAGACACAACACUACGAGUUUGAGAACGCGUCUCUUGACUGUGCGAGACACGGGAUGCAACUCUGCGAAUUACCACAGCUCUCUCAGGCCCACCAAGAUGGUCACCGAGACAGAUCCUUUGGAUGGUAUUUUGACAAGACGAGAGCAGCUUCUCUGCCUAAACACUGCAAUAACACGAAGUAUGAGUGCAUAGAAAAAGUAACACUAGCUCCAGUAACCAGUGUACUUCCUGCCGGCGCCUACUGCUGCAGUCCUCCUCUCAAGAGAGUUGUGAAUGAAAGCGGACCGUACGUCUCCCAAUGUUACACCUAUUUUCCAACAUGCAAUAACCCAAUAGGAAUGGAGAACGGCAAUAUUCCUGAUCACCAAAUCAAAGCUUCGUCAUACAAACCCGAGUUCGGUGCUCACAAGUCCCGUCUGAAUCUAAAAGGAGCGUGGAUCAGUGAAUCGAGCAUCCCCGGAAAGGAAUGGCUACAACUAGACAUGGGAGAAAUCCGCAUCGUCACGGCUGUACUUACUCAAGGACUAGGUAGUGAAGGCAGUUGGGUGGAAACUUACUCGUUGUCAUUCAGUAUCAACGCAGUUAAGUGGUGGCUGUACAAAAAUGCUACCACCAACGAAGUGGUCAUAUUCAAAGGCAACGACGAUGGGGAAGAAAUUCAACAUCAGCAUCUUCCAAGAGCAGUUGUGUCCAGAUACGUCCGGUUUUAUCCUACUAGGUUUGUAAACAACAUGGCAUUGAGAGUAGAGUUGGUUGGCUGUACACUAGACGAGUGUGACAUCAAGCAAGACAUCAAAGGCGUCAAGUUGUUCAACCAAGGUUCGCUGGUCUGCAAAACGUAUGAAUGCAUCAACGGAGACGGGCACACCUACAGAGGCACUAAGAACGUGACGAUGAACGGACUACCCUGUCAGCUGUGGAACACCGACGACCCGUAUCCCCACUGCUAUUCUCAAACAAAGUACCCCCAUCGUUGCCUGGUUCACAACUACUGCCGUAACCUGCUGGACGACCCGACCCCUCGGCCCCGGCCGUGGUGCUACACGUCGGAAGAGUCGGAGAAAGGGUGGGAGUUCUGUGAGAUCGAGCAGUGUGAACUGGCCAGGAACAACCUCGGCUUCAUCGGCGUGGAGGGCGAAGGGGACUGGGCAGGUUUUAUCUCCAAUUCCUUCACGGACGACUACAGCGAUAUUUCCGACAUCUCCACUGCUUCCAGGGAAGAGAUCGAUGAACUGGGACAUCAGAAGGAAGAUUUCGUGCUCCAGUGCACCUUCGACAAGCGGAGAUGCAAGUUAAGGGAGCUGCACAAGUUCCAAAACUCCAAGUUCGGGAACUGCUACACCUUCAACCCCGGUAUGGGAAUACAGGACGAGAUCAGCACUAUGAAAUCAGGCGCGCGAUAUGGACUUAAGAUGACGUUAUUCGUCGAGAAAAACGAGUAUGUAGGAAUCUUUGGACAAGAGCCAGGCGCCACAGUCACCAUUCACCCGGUGAAUAUGACGCCCUUUCCCGAGGACCACGGCUUGAUCCUCCGGCCGGGAGAGAGUACUUUCAUCGGAAUAAGAAAGAAAGUGGUCCAGCGUUUACAGUACCCAUACGGAGACGACUGUAUACUCUCCACGGAAGAGUUUGAUUCCCUGUACGGAGGUUCCUACUCCUUCUUGAGUUGUCAGAAAACGUGUCUGCAGAGAGCGAUCCUCGACAAGUGUGAGUGCACAGACGAGCUGGUGACCGGGAGCAACUCUGGGAUCUGCAGCGUCCUGAACAGCACACAGGAGCGAUGCAGACGGAGCCAACGCCAGCUGUUUGACGACGACAAGAUAAGAUGUAACUGCAAACAGAGUUGUAGGGACGAAGUCUACAACAUCUGGAUGUCAUCAUCAACAUGGCCGUCGGAUAACUACCUGCCGUACGUGCUGCAGAACAUCCACAGUCGCACCCGGGCCAAGAACCUGCCCCGGACUGCUGAGGAGGUCAAACAGAACCUAGUUCGUCUUCACGUGUAUUUCCAGGAGCUUACUUUUGAGGAGAUCCGGGAACACGAGGGGUAUCUCUUUGAAGAACUCCUGAGCGGCAUCGGCGGUCUGCUGGGUCUGUACAUCGGGAUAUCAGUCAUCACCGUCUUUGAAGUCCUGCAGUUUGGCUGCGAGAUUCUCCGAGCUCUUUUCCGAAAAUGGAGGAGGAGCAAAGUGGCCGACCGGGUCAAGAAGAAGACAGUUGCCAAAGACGAGGACUACCAUCCUUCCGCCAUAUUUUAUGACGUAGGAGACAAACCUAUGGCGUAUACCGAACCCUACCGGCCUACAAAAGAAUACUUUCUGUGAAGAAGAAAAAAACUUUCAAUGAAAAUAUGUCUUUGACCAAAAAGUUAUAUAUGGCAUUCUGCUGAAAACAAUUGAAAUAUCAAAUACCGCACCCCUGAGGAAUUGUGUGUUAUUGAGCAGUAUAGCAUUGUCAUUGGUAGAGUUU